Molecule: messenger RNA, 1753 nt
Organism: Rhododendron vialii
Lineage: Eukaryota; Viridiplantae; Streptophyta; Magnoliopsida; Ericales; Ericaceae
Product: peptide chain release factor APG3, chloroplastic
Exons: 16
Coding region: 154-1404 (416 amino acids)
Biological process (GO): thylakoid membrane organization; translational termination; chloroplast organization
Cellular component (GO): chloroplast
Molecular function (GO): translation release factor activity, codon specific
Source: RefSeq, a predicted model, not a curated record
UUUUUUCAGUUGGACACUCAUGACUCCACGUGAAGCCGCCUCUGCUUAGGUCACGACUCUCUCCUAGUGGUUCACUCGCACGUUAUCCAACCGUACUUCCCUUCGUCGCGCCCACUCAUCCAAAUCCACAACUCCGGCGCCCAACCGGUUAGCAUGAAUACCUUCACCACGACCUUCGCUUCACUGAUCUCUCCCCAUUCCAAGCGAUUCUCUCUCCGUAACCCUCCCUCCGACCUACGGAGAACACCGGUGACCCUUCGACCCGCGUCGAAUCACACAGCUCGGAGAAUCGUUUGCAUGGCGGAACCCUAUUUAAUAGCUAAGCUGGAAUCUGCUGAGAAAACUUGGAAAGAACUAUCGGUGAAGAUGGCUGAUCCAGAUGUAGUUUCAAAUCCCAGUGAAUACCAAAAGUUGGCCAAGUCUUUGUCAGAGCUUGAUGGGGUCGUAUCAUCAUUCAGGAAAUUCAAGGAUUGCGAGAAGCAAUUAGAAGAAGCAAAAGCUCUAGGGAAAGAGGAUGUUGAUGAUGAUAUGGCACAGAUGAUAGCUUCAGAGAUUGAAACCUUGUCAAAUAUACUCCAAAAGCUUGAGGAGGAGCUAAAGUUGAUGCUGCUUCCUAGUGAUCCUCUUGACUCAAGAAAUAUAAUGCUUGAAGUGAGGGCUGGUACUGGGGGUGACGAGGCUGGAAUUUGGGCUGCUGAUCUUGUACGAAUGUAUCAAAAGUACUGUGAGAGGAAUUCGUGGAAGUACACACCCCUUUCAUGCUCUGAGACUGAGAAAAAGGGUGGAUUCAAGACGUAUGUGAUGGAAGUCAAAGGCAAACGUGUCUAUAGUAAACUGAAACAUGAGUCUGGUGUCCAUCGGGUACAACGUGUUCCUCAGACAGAAACCCAGGGACGUAUUCAUACUUCCACAGCAACUGUGGCAAUCAUGCCAGAGGCUGAAGAAGUUGAAGUAGUAAUUGAUCCAAAAGAGAUAGAACUUACAACAGCUAGGUCUGGUGGUGCUGGAGGGCAGAAUGUCAACAAGGUGGAGACAGCCGUUGAUCUUUUCCAUAAACCAACUGGAAUCCGAAUCUUUUGCACUGAAGAGAGAUCUCAGUUCCAGAACAAGGCCCGUGCUCUUCAGUUGUUGCGAGCAAAAUUGUAUCAGAUUAAAGUAAGGGAGCAGCAAGAGUCGCUAAGGAAUCAGAGAAAAUCACAGGUUGGUACAGGUUCUCGCUCAGAGAAGAUUCGCACAUACAAUUACAAGGACAAUAGGGUUACUGACCACCGAUUGAAGAUGAACUUCGAGCUCACUUCAUUUCUUGCUGGUGAUAUGGAGACAGCGGUUCAGUCUUGCACCACUAUGGAACAAAAGGAAAUUCUGGAAGUACUUGCUGAAUCUGUAGCCACUCCAGCUAGCUGAUAUCUUAGAGCUCCUGGAUGAGUUAUUCUAGUUACAGGGCAAUAAGUGGAUAGUUGAGGCUUCGAUUCACUCACCUUCUAUUCAACUAACAACUGAAAUACAGAUGCCAUGGCGCGUCUUUGCGAUCUCCAGGGUAUGACUCAAGUGUUGGAUGUCACUACUGGGGUGUAAACCAUAUAAGAGUUUGGAAAGAUCGAACUUCACUUUUCUUUUGGGAUCAGCAAUGUUAUUCUACAUCAUUACAAGUAAAGUGCUGUAUAUGUCUUUCUUGAUUUUCCCCAUCAAAGAUUACUUCUAUUUGUUCAUCGUGUUAUACUUGUCAUAGAGUAAUCUCAUGAGAUUGGUCCUA